This is a messenger RNA of Gossypium raimondii (Peruvian cotton), 993 nucleotides long. Its product is annotated as protein OXIDATIVE STRESS 3 LIKE 1. Lineage: Eukaryota; Viridiplantae; Streptophyta; Magnoliopsida; Malvales; Malvaceae. The record is from RefSeq and is a predicted model, not a curated record. The transcript is spliced from 3 exons. Bases 180 to 737 code for a protein of 185 amino acids.
AUCGCUUCACUUAACAUUUACACAGCGAUAAAGCACAUUCGGGUGCAAACAAACAAGUCGUGCGCUUCGAAAACAACUGAUUAUACUCUCUCUUUUUUUAAAAAGAAAAAGAAAAUGGAAACAUCAACAAUGAGUGGUAUUUUGGCGAAGAAGUGAUUAAUAUCUCGACUGUAUCGGGAAUGGCGUGUAAUGCAUCCACGGCGCUGAACCAAAGGAAAGAGGUUGAGGAAGAUGAUUGGAGGAGUUCAUCGUCUACCACCACGACGUCGUCGUCUUGGAUCGGGAUGAAUAGUGAUGGAUCUGCCGAUGGUGGAGAUUGCGACGGAGAUGAUGAUGAGGUGGAAAGCUCUUAUAAAGGUGGCUUAGACAUUAUGGAUUCGCUUCAACAGGUUUUGCCUAUGAGGAGAGGGAUCUCAAGUUUUUACAAUGGGAAAUCCAAGUGUUUCACAAAUUUAGCUGAUGGCUCAUCCACUUCAUCGAUUAAAGAGAUAGCAAAACCUGAAAACGCCUAUACACGGAGGAGGAGAAACCUGUUAGCAAUCAACUAUGCAUGGGACAAGAACAAGUUCAAAAGACCCAUCAAAUCCAUAAUGAAUUCAAGAAAAAGCAGAUUGGCUUUUCUAGCUGUUGCAAUGGGUAGCUCUGAAAGUAUCUCUGCUACCACAAGUGACCACUCUACUUCUAACUUCAUGCCCUCUGCACCCGCCCUCAAACCCCCACUUCUUUCAAUAAUAUAAGACCCCCUUACUCGUCGUAGCCGGAAUUUCUCUAAUUGGUUGUCCUUUUCGUUGUCUGGUGUACGGCACUGUCAUGGGAAGCAUUCAUCCCGAUUGCUCAUUACUUGAGGAUAAAACUAACUCUUAAGAAACAAAAUUGAUACUAAUUUGCUUUGCUUCUUACAGAGCUUGAUAUAUAUUUUAUUGACCCUAAUGCAUGUGGAUGAUCAUGCUGAGCGGUACUUUUUCUCUUUUACGUAUAGACAUUAAAAUUCAA